Molecule: messenger RNA, 1636 nt
Organism: Melanotaenia boesemani (Boeseman's rainbowfish)
Lineage: Eukaryota; Metazoa; Chordata; Actinopteri; Atheriniformes; Melanotaeniidae
Gene: gnpnat1
Product: glucosamine-phosphate N-acetyltransferase 1
Exons: 6
Coding region: 195-749 (184 amino acids)
Biological process (GO): UDP-N-acetylglucosamine biosynthetic process
Cellular component (GO): endoplasmic reticulum; endoplasmic reticulum-Golgi intermediate compartment; Golgi apparatus
Molecular function (GO): monosaccharide binding; glucosamine 6-phosphate N-acetyltransferase activity
Source: RefSeq, a predicted model, not a curated record
AGGAGCGUCUGUCAAGUGGAAGCAGCGGCUGAAACACCCACGUUCAUGUUCAACGUAAUAAUGUAGCUCAGCCUCAUUCAAAUCUACCGGAACUGUCUGGGUAUGAUCGUGUGUGUGUGAUAUCAGUCUAGGAAUUUGGCUGUCGCGUUUGUUUGUUUUUUUGUUCUCCUUGUUUUACUGUGAGAGACUGUGGAAUGCUGCUGGACGAGACUCCACUUUUUGAGCCCUCUCUGCUACAGGAGUUAGACUGGAGUAGCAACACUGUCUCCUUCUCUCCCCCCAUCUCACCAUCCAGUCCAGGAGAAGGCCUCAUGCUCCGGCCGCUGUGCUUGGCAGAUUUCAAUAGAGGAUUCUUCAAGGUUUUAUCUCAACUCACCAAAACCGGCAAUGUCACACCAGAGCAGUUUGCCAAGAAGUUUGAACAUAUGAAGAUGACGGGAGACUACUACGUUGUCGUGGUGGAGGAUACGAAUCUGGGAGAGAUUGUUGCUACGGCCACACUGAUCACUGAACACAAAUUCAUUCACGCCUGUGCAAAGAGGGGCCGUGUGGAGGAGGUAGUUGUCACAGAUGUGUGCAGAGGGAAGCAGCUGGGGAAACUAUUAGUUUCAACUCUUACUCUUCUCAGCAAAAAACUGAAUUGCUACAAAAUCACUCUGGAAUGUGCACCCAAAAAUGUGGGUUUCUACCAAAAGUUUGGCUACGCUGCUGCAGACGACACGUACAUGCAGUGCAGAUUCUUCGACUGAGGACAAGUGAAGCUGUAAACCCCAGGUUUUGGGGAUAUGGACCAUUUAUACAUCUACUGAUUUCAGCACUUAAAAAGAGAAUCUUAACCGCUGGGGGGAGCUGCCCAGGAAUGAGUUUGUUGUUUUGGCACAGUUGGAUCGUCUCUGAGCACACAUCCUAAUAUCAGAACAUCUGCAUUUGUACGGUGAUGCUCAAUUUCACGCAAGAAUUUGCCCCUUUGGUAGCUGUGGCUACUUCUCCAGGGUAGAUGUCUGCGAUCAUCAUUCAUCUUAAGAAAUUUCAGUUACUGUAAAUAUGUCUUAUUUUGUUAUAUUUCAAAAGUUGUCUACAAACCGUGGGGGGAUGUGACCUUAACACUACUGUAACUGCAGGUGUGCAGGAAAUGAAGGUACCAAAUCUACUUUUACUACCAACUACAUAAUAAAAAUAAUCAAGUGCUCGUCAGGAUCAGUACAAAUCAGAUCUGCUGAAAGAAUUUAGACUUAGAGUUCUGUCACCAAAGGACAUUUAGGAAACUUGAAAAUAUGGUUUUAUUUGGGUUUCACAUACCUUAUCAGCACAAAGUGCUCCGUUUCUUAUCUAUGUUGCUGGAUAAAUGGAACGAAGUUUGAAGUAUAACAUGUCAGGAAGCAUUACAAUGAAGGCUGGUAGAAGAUUUCCAAUGAAUUAAAUAAUUUAAAGAGGUUGUGGGAAAUAGAGGUCUUUUCAAGUUUUGUAUUUUGGUAAACUGCUGGAAUUAGAGAAUUGAAACAUUUUGAAAUCGGUACAAAUGAUUUUUGUAAAUUAACUUUUAUUUAAACCUUUGUAGUUGAGUUUUAUAAUUAAAAGGGGAACAUAUUUAAUGUAAUUUAUUUCUAAAUAAUAAUCCAAAUAAAAUAUUCUAUGA